Molecule: messenger RNA, 6401 nt
Organism: Juglans microcarpa x Juglans regia
Lineage: Eukaryota; Viridiplantae; Streptophyta; Magnoliopsida; Fagales; Juglandaceae
Exons: 17
Molecular function (GO): glycosyltransferase activity
Source: RefSeq, a predicted model, not a curated record
GUAGCAGUCAUUGAGACUUCCCUGCUCCCCCCCUCUUCCUAAAAUCUAAUUUCCCCCAUUUCGUUCCAUUCAUUUGCUCGUUCGUUCAUCCCCUGCAGCUGCACUGCUGCGAGGAACCCUCGUCGGCCAUCCCAAUAUUGAAGGACCAAAAGCCCGUAGUGCCUUUAAUACAAGUCACGCAGCUCAACCCCACAUGGACGCGUACCAGCAGCCUCAGCGAUACAUGAGGCCCCCGCCACCGCCACCGUCGACGUCGGAUCCCCACCACCAACAAUUCCAACAUCACCAGCAACCACCUCCGCCGUGGUUCUCCAACCAGUUUCAGUACCAUCAUUCCCAGUCCCCGUCACCGCCUCCUUUGCAGUGGGCUCCUCCGCCUCCUCCUCCUCACUCGGACCAUCUUCCUCCACCUGGUUCUGCUUAUCCUACGCCCCCUCACCCUUACCCUGCGCACCCGCCACCCCUCCACCACCACAACCAGUUCCCUCCUCCUCCCCCCUCUCGCACCCACGUGCCUCCCCACCUCCCUCCUCCGCCUCCUCCUCCUCCUCCUCCUCAUUCCCAGUUUCCCCAGUCUUAUCCUCAGGCCAGCCAAGACUGGGGCAGUACAAAUUGGCCUCACCAUCAAGGUUGGAGUUAUCCUGCCCAUAAUAAUGAAGAAGAUUGGGCUGCCAGGGCUCGAGCAUGGGCAGAUGCUAAAACAGCAAUGGAGAAUCAGCAUUCACAAUCUCAGUUUACACCAGUUGCCAGGGUGGAAGAUCAAAGUCAUUAUUAUGAUCAGUAUCCACAAGCCGUUGAUGCUCAUUACCCAGAUAUUCAAGAUCAGUCUCUUUCUGCUCCAAGCUAUCAACAGUUUCCUGUGUCAGGUGCACCUCUUCACCAGCCAUCAAUAGUUUAUUCCCAGGAGAUUGCAUCCAUUGGCUCUGAGCUAUCUUCUUAUGUUCCAGAUGCGCGUCUACCUUACAAUAUUAGAGAUGGGACAUCGGCUGGAGAUUCAAGUGCUGUAUUUCAUCAUCAAGGAAACGUACUCACAAGUUCAUCUGUUCAUCAGCAGGAGGUACCUUCUAGUUAUUCUUCUAUUACAGGUAAAGAAGAUAAAACAGAUCAAAAUGAGCAGUCGUACAAACUGUUGCCUCUGCCAAAUUCCUCAGCUCAGGAGGGACAACACCAUUUACCAAUGCAUGUACCCUUCACAUAUGGCAAUCAAUCAGCUGAUGCCACAACCAAUCUUGCUGAUCAGCCUUUAGAUUUUGCACCUAGAUUUAACCGUGAUCGUGAUCAACAUAUGCAAUCCACUUAUUCUCAUCAUGAUUCAAUUGGACCUGUAAGAAGCAUCGACCCUGUUGCAGCAGGGCACUCAAUAAAUAGCUGGACUCCCCCUAUUACACCUGGUUUGGUUUAUCCUUCAAUUUCUCCAGAUAUUACAUCAGGGGCACAGCAGCAUGAUCCUUCCCUGGCCAUACAGUCUCCUGUUCCUGGACAUGUUGCCCCACCAUUUGGAAGGUUCCAUGGACCAGGUCAGCCAGCAAUUCCAUCUGGUGGUGUACCCUUUGCUCUCAGUACAGGACCUACACUUCAUCCUACCACAGCUUUCUCUGGUGAUGCAUAUGGAAUUUCUACAGUUUCUGAACGCCCUAAAAAGCCUUCAGUGCCUAAUUGGCUUAAAGAGGAAAUAAAGAAAGCAGUCAUUACAAGUUCUUCUGUGGACCAUCCUAAGGAGGUAACACAAUCCGUUGAGGAUGAAGGUAUUGAUAAAUCUAUUGGGAAGGGUGACCAGGCAGAUAGCAAAAGCAUUGAUUCUUCUAGGUCAACCGAAGAAGAAGAAGAUGAGGAUGAUGUGGAAGCAGAAAGAACUGCAGCUAUUAACCAGGAAAUAAAACGUGUGCUAACUGAAGUUCUUUUAAAGGUUACUGAUGAGCUGUUUGAUGAAAUUGCCACUAAAGUUAUUGGUGAAGAUGAUCUAACAGUCGGUGUUGAGCAGAACACUAUCACUUCCAAUCACAAGGAAUCGCCAUCGUCUCUGCCGGCAGUUCCAGUUCCUAAGGCAUCUGCGAAAGUUCUAAUUCCCGCAUCUGCAAAAGAUUCUAACACUAAAAGUGUCAGUGAAAGAUCUAGUUCCAGCUCCCCAGGAGAUAUUUUAGGUCUUGGAAAUUAUGCUUCUGAUGAUGAAGAUGGAGAUGAUGAAAUCCGAAGCUCAAGUUUAACAAAUUCCAAUCAGCAGUCAGGCAUUACAAUGCUUACCGAAGAUACGCAUGAUGCUGCUGAGAAUGGAAUCUCCAAACUAGAACUUCAAGAGCACAGCAGAAGUAAGAAAAAUAUGGAGAGUGGCAUGGGCAAAACCAGCUCCAUUGAACCCAAAAACAACAAUGGUGCUGCUAUUAGUGAGUUGAAUGAUAAUAGGGUGGAUGGGGGUCUAGGCCAUGCUUAUUCUUCCAAGGUGGUCUCUGAAGAUGGUGAUGAAGGAAUUGCUGUUGGUGGGAAAAUGCUAGAUAGAACCAAUGGCUCAAAGAACACUGUGGGAGUAAUGGAAUCUGGACAACCUGGAGAGUAUGUUAGUUUUAAGAAAACAUCAACUAAUGAUCCCCAACACAGUGAAACAGGAAUGAAGUUAGAUAAAAGUGAUCAACAGGAAAGUAAAAGGAGUUCUGGGAAAGACUUUGUCAAGGAGGGGGAGGGUAGUAAGAUUAAGGCGGAUGCGAAGGGAGAGGAGAAACGUAGGAGACCAGAUGAAAGACAUCCAAGAAAGGAUAAAGAAGAUGAUUGGAAUGGGCCAAAGGAGCGAAUUAAAGAGCCCGGGGAAAAAGCAAAGCAAUCUGAGGCAAGAAAAAAGUCUGACCAUCUUGAUGUCAAGGAAGACAGGAAAGAAGCAGAGAGAUUCCAUCGGGGUAGUGCUAAAGAAGAUACCAGUAGAAAAAGAGAACUCAGAAAGAAUGAGGAGGAAGAUGGGUCACGAAAAAAGAAUGCAAGUGAGUCAAGCAGGCACAAAAGAAGACGUUCUUCUUCCAUUAGCAGUAAAGGUAGAAACAGCAAGGACAUCGCUGUUAGUCAUGCCAAUAAUUCAAGUGAUGAAGCCUCCGAUGAUUCUAAAAGGAAGAUGCAAUCAAGGAAACGGAACACACCACCAUCACCUGUCAGGUCUAGGGGAAGACAAGUUUCGCGGUCCCCGCAUAGCAAGCAUUCUCAGCGCAGGCAUUCUCCCUACUCUUCUCUUGAUCCCACCAGGUAUAUCUCUUAGCUUAAGAUAUUAUUAAUAUUACAUCGUGUUGGUGCAUUUCAAGUUGGAUUAUGGUCAAUUUGGCUAUCUGGGUUUGUGUUAAUUGGUAUCUCUCUCUAUUCUACUCAGAGGUUACCUACCCUCAAGGAUCAUCGGAUCAGAGUGACCAAACUUGAUCAAGAAGCUGUCGGCGAUCCAGACAAUCCGAAGGUUACCAUAUUCUCAGCACCUAGUCCAUUCAAUGGCUCUGUUGGGGCUAGGCAGAGUCUAGCUGUUCGGUCAUGGCUUGCUCUGUCCUCACAAAUUACUGUUGUUCUCUUCAGCCAAGACCCUUCCGUUGUUUCUUUCGCUGUUCCCUUUGGCUCGAGGGUUUUGGUUGAGCCCAACAUUGAUUUCACGUUCCUAGGUACCCCAUUCUUCCAUUCAAUGAUAGCAAGAUCGCGGUCAUUCACAUCGGAUAUUUUCGUUGUUGUUGAUCCUGAAACCAUUCUUCUGCCUGACUUCAUUUCCACCCUAAACUACGUUUAUGAACUCGACCGUGAUUGGCUCCUUGUUGCUUCAUCACGUAAUUUCUCCUACUUCCCAUUAUACUUGGAUGAAGCUGGGAAACAUUGGCGAAGAGGGGAUGGAAAAUGGGUGAGAACCCAGGAGUUGCAGGAGCUGCUUUCUAAAACCUGGCGAUGGAAUCGUUGUGAAGGAAGAAUGCUUAUGGCUUGGAACAGCGGAGAUUGGCCAUUACAUACAGGAGUUCUUCCUCCUUUCUUGUAUGGGAAGGGGAUCCACAACCACUGGAUCAUUAAUGAGGCCGUGUCAUCUGAACUCAGGUUUGUAUUUGAUGCCAGUUGGACCAUCUCAAGUUUCCAUCUAAAUCAUCAGGACAAUUGGCCUAAUGGAAUAGUUGGAGAUUCCAGAGUUUCAGAUAUUGAAAAGAGAAGGUGGGAGUAUGUUGGCAAUUCCCAUAUUGGGGCAUUGUAUGGAUCAUUGGUAUAUCGCGAGGCUAAUUACUCUAGCCUGAUAAAACUUUUGAAGUGUAGCGGACAAUAUGUUUUCACCAACACAACUGAAAAAACUGUCUAUCCAUACGGAUACCAGAGGGCCCGCAGUUUAUGUAAGAGAAGGAUCUUGCAUUCAUGGUGGAAAAAGAGGAUCAUGGCUUGUGUUGAUUCUAUUAAAUCACUGGACAAAAUACUAGAUUGCUCUUUGAAGGAUCAGAUGAGGCCCUCAGCACCAUUAGAUUUUUCUUUCUCCUUGGAGUCACUCCUUCCAUUAAUUGCAGACAAGAAUAAGACAAUUGUGCUUGCAGUUGCUGGAUAUAGUUAUAAGGACAUGCUAAUGAAUUGGGUGUGCAGAUUACGCCGCCUUCUGAUUACAAAUUUUAUGAUCUGUGCUCUUGACCAAGAAACCUACUCGUUCUCUGUUCUGCAGGGUCUGCCUGUUUUCAAGGACCCAGUGGCUCCGAAUAACAUCAGCUUCAAUGAAUGCCACUUUGGUACAGAAUGCUUUCAGAGGGUGACCAAAGUGAAAUCCAGAAUGGUUUUGAAUAUACUGAAGCUUGGUUACAACGUGCUCCUAAGUGAUGUGGAUGUAUAUUGGUUUAUGAAUCCAUUGCCUUUGCUUCACUCUCUUGGCCCUGCUGUUCUGGUGGCACAGUCUGAUGAAUUUAACAAGACAGGACCAAUAAACUUACCUAGGCGCUUAAACUCUGGUUUCUACUUUGCUCGUUCUGACAAUUCAACUAUUGCUGCUAUGGAGAAGGUGGUGAAGCAUGCAGCCAUGUCGGCCCUAUCCGAGCAGCCAAGCUUCUAUGACACAUUGUGUGGCGAAAGUGGAUCCAAUCGCAUGGGGGAUAAUAGAUGUGUGGAACCUGAAACGAAUCUGACUGUUCAUUUCUUAGAUAGAAACCUCUUCCCAAACGGUGCUUACCUAGAUCUGUGGCGGAAGAAAAACGUUAAAGCUGCCUGUGUGAAGAUGGGUUGCUUUGUUCUACACAACAAUUGGAUUGGUGGGAGACUGAAGAAGCUGGAAAGACAGGUAUUGUCAGGCUUAUGGGAUUAUGAUUCUAGUACAAGAAUGUGCUUGCAAAACUUGCACUAGUUUAAAUCGAAUUGCUAAUUUUGAGGCCAAGGCGAUGAUGCCUUUUCAUGCUAUGCUCAAGGCUCACGUCUUUGGUUUUCACUUCAAAGAAACGAGGACAUAUUUCCAACUAGAUACAAGAUGAAGUCAUUCCCUUUCACUUCAAGGCUCACCUUGGUUUCAUCGCUGUCUUCUAUUGAAAAAUGUUAAGCCGUCCGUCAAAGACAAAAGGAAUCUUCCAUUGACAUUGCUUGAUAACAGUGGCAUAACUCAAGCAACACAAUACACAAAUCACUCCACAUUCCCUGUCAGCGGAUUAUGACGAAAACUUUGGUCUGUGUACGACAUUUGAUUAGCAACCAUGCUGAAGAGGUGCGUUCCUUUGGUAGGGUUCGGUCGGUAUUCCAGCAAUAGAGAAAGCAGUAUGAGGAAAGAGUUGGAAGGAGCUUCAGACGACAGAUCAUCUGAAUCUAGAGGGAAGAAAGAAGUGAGAGGAGCUUCCAUAUCCUUGGACGUGAGAUUACAGGCAAAAAAUAUUUACGUCAGAAUAGUUCAUGCAGGUGGGCGUGAGGAACUCUAUCCAAAUGCAAUUCCUGCAUCUAAGCUGAUGGAAAAAUAUCCCGGGAUGUCUGUUGCGCGGCCAGAAGUCUUCAAAAGUCCACACGAUUCCCUAUUAUGUCCGGAAGACAGUCUCUUGCCUGGUCAGAAAUACUAUGUAGUCCCAUCCACAACUGUGCAGAAACUAAAGCAUAAACUCUGGAAGAAGGCCGAGGUAAAAGAACAUGUUGCAGUAAAAAAGGAGACUUGGGAUUGGAAGAUCACCAUAGAUGUAGGUGAAGUAGGCCUGGAGGAGCGUAUUUGUUAUGCAAAAGAUUUUUAUCAAUCCAAGGACAGGACCGAAAAGUGCUCAAAAGACUCGAAACCUUCAACGAGGAAUCGUGUUAGAGGGAAAAAGCCUUUUGUACCUCCACUCCCAAAGGGAAAACCAAUCCGAGGAUUGGGGUGGGAGCCCAGCCUGACUUCUGUAUCGGAGCUCUCUCCCUGACUUUGUGUUCCUUCUUUCUCGAUGUUUCUCAGUUGUCACCCAAUGUUUUUCCAGGUAAGGUGGUCUUCC